AUGCAGUUGAAUCGCGUAAUCCAAGCUAGUAAUACUAGAGCUCUCGAUAUUGAGAACUACACAAAACAGGCAGCAGUUCGACAAAACCAGAGAAACGCCUUGUUGGCCUCUUCUGCAUCUGUGCUGUCACCAAUGGCUGCUUUAGCGAUGGCGCGUAAUCGUUUUUCUCCUCCGGAUAUUCUGCCUCUACUGAGAAGCGACGCUGACAGGGAUCUUUUGGCAAAGUACACUGCAAGGUCCCGAGUGUUAGACAAUUCCGAUUUAUUGGCCGACCGAGCAAUUCUAUUUGGCCCAGAUCUUCCGCCCGCUUUCCCUCUUCGCGACCCGCCACCGCCAGCGCCACCAGGUCCUCCUCCCUUCUUAGCUCCACCAGUGAUUCUGCCUCGUAUGUUUCAGCCAAGAAUGAGGACAAGAGGUGUAGCCGUCGUCGAAACCCCAUUGUCACUUGAUGAGCCAACAACACGCAUAUUUCCGAGGCCACAUCAGCCAAAUGAGCCCGAGGAGUUACCAGAGAAACUGCCAACACGGAUGAGAGCGGAUGAAUACAAAAGGAAAGAAUAUGUAGAUUAUGUUGUUGUAUGA
Strongylus vulgaris is the source of this 582-nucleotide messenger RNA. Lineage: Eukaryota; Metazoa; Nematoda; Chromadorea; Rhabditida; Strongylidae. The record is from the annotation of a GenBank genome assembly.